AUGGAUUUGGAAGAAAAUCAUUCUGUUUUAACUUAUAAAGAGGCUUUAGAACGAAGGAUCAGUUCUUUAAUAGGAACCUUCACUGACGCACUUAUAAUCUCCUCGAGAAAUGUAACAAGUGUACAAGAGUUACAAAAGGAAAGGCAAAAACAUUUGGCUAAAGCUCACGAGUAUCACGAAAAUGAUAUCAUAUUAUUAUAUAAUUCCACUAAAAAACAAGUACAUGGACAAAAGUUUAAUCCUAAAUGGACAGGACCGUUUUGGAUAGAAAAGAAGUUAGAUUACACUUCUGUUAAUAUACAAAUGACCUCUAUACGAAUUAUUGUACAAAGUAAUUCUCAACAAACCUCUUUAAUAAUUCCUACUCACUACCGACGAACACGACCUCAAAACUUUAACAGAUAUAUUGAAGAUGCAUGCAAUGCUGAAGUUGACCUUGACCUUGAAUUAUAUGAUAAAGGAGAUAUCCUAUCUCUUAAUGGUGCUCGAUUCUUAACUGUUGCAAAUAGAGCGCAAAGACUAUUGUCUGUGCUUGGAGAAUUUCCAAUUCCUCAAUUUAAAUAUAUUACUUCUAAUUGGUUAUAUCAUUUAACUAGUGUAGACUUUGAUUAUUUUAUUCGAAAAUAUAGAGAACAACUUUCUCAAAAUAUGGAACAUUUCGCAGGAGCUCAAUACUAA
Molecule: messenger RNA, 678 nt
Organism: Diversispora eburnea
Lineage: Eukaryota; Fungi; Glomeromycota; Glomeromycetes; Diversisporales; Diversisporaceae
Source: the annotation of a GenBank genome assembly